UGCAAAAGCGUAUGGGCACACGACUUAGGAAUAAAAGGAAGCAAGAACAUCUCGGGGGUAAAAAAGGUCUGACGGAAAGCCUCAUUAAAAAAUUGACAAUCUAUUAUGGCUUAGCUAUAAGGAGAAACGUUGAUUCUGUGAAAGGAAUGAAAACUGCAAUAAUGGCAACUCUUGACCAUUAUUGCUCUACUGAUAAAUCUCCUCUGCACAAGAAUUGUCCGCAAGGUGCAGACAGCUGGUGUUCAUGGCGCGUUGCUGAAUUUGAAAAUCAAUUGGGAUCCUACAAGCAUCCUCCGCGAUUAAUAAAUGAAAACGUUGAGAAACACAUUCGGCCUAUCUACGAAGAACUGUCAAAUAACGAUCUUUUAACGCGGUGCUUAGGCGGACACACACAAAAUUUCAACGAAUCCAUCAACUCGACCGUAUGGCGCUUGAACCCGAAACAUUUGCAUUGUGGUAAAAAAAUCGUCGAAUUAUCAGCGUUCUUGGCUGCAGGAAUAUUUAACGAAGGAUAUUCUGCAAUUUUGUGUACAAUGCAGUUGCUUUAUUUGAAAAUCGGACAACAAUGCAAAAUAUUUGCGGAUAACAUUGACGCGGAGCGGAUUAAGAGAGCGAACAGGCGUCAGUCACUUUCCAACAAAGAAGCUCGUACGGCACGUAGACUGGAACAAAUGCACCAAAAUGAGUUUUUUGAGGAAGCAGAAGGUGAGUUUUAUGGAGCUGGGAUUGCAGAUUAGAAGAAUAUUGAUGUAAGUAGUUUAAAAUUCAUACCUUUUAAAACUCAAAUUUUAACCUUCGCGCUACUAAAGAUUUUUGUAUACACAGACUACCGAUGGGGCCACCCAGGGUGGCCAAACGCUUUUUUA
Molecule: messenger RNA, 866 nt
Organism: Leptopilina heterotoma
Lineage: Eukaryota; Metazoa; Arthropoda; Insecta; Hymenoptera; Figitidae
Exons: 1
Coding region: 12-737 (241 amino acids)
Source: RefSeq, a predicted model, not a curated record